Molecule: messenger RNA, 9062 nt
Organism: Syngnathus typhle (broad-nosed pipefish)
Lineage: Eukaryota; Metazoa; Chordata; Actinopteri; Syngnathiformes; Syngnathidae
Gene: nhsb
Product: Nance-Horan syndrome b (congenital cataracts and dental anomalies)
Exons: 11
Biological process (GO): lens development in camera-type eye; cell differentiation
Source: RefSeq, a predicted model, not a curated record
GCCGUGUCCUGACUGCAUGUGAGUGUGCAUGUGUGUGCGUGCGCGUGUGUGAGCGAGUGUGAGUGAUGCCCAUAGUAGGCCAGCAGAAGGAGCAGCAGCAGCAGCAGCAGCAGCGGCGGCGGCGGCGGCGGCAGCAGCAUGGAGGAUCUCAAGGAGAACUUUGGAUUGCCGCUCGGGAAUAACGCGCGGUCGACCUGAACCUCGUCAGGCUGCACGUUUUGGAUAUAUUUGUUUGGAUGGUGUCCUUCUUUCCACCUUUUCUAGACGCUGGGAAUUUACGUUUGCUUUCCAAGUCUCAUUUGGGGCGUGCGAAAUGCCUUUCGCCAAAAGGAUCGUGGAGCCGCCGCUUCUUUGCAGGCACCAGAUCCCAAACGAUGAAGGUCUGAUCUUUGAGGACCUGUGCGCCAUCACCAACGUGGUUCUGUCCCGGACCUUGCGACAGCUAUCCGACCUGGCCCGGCACGCCUGCUCCUUGUUCCAAGAGCUGGAGAACGACAUCGUCAGCACCAACCGGCGGGUCUGGGGGCUCCAGAACAAAAUAGGCCGGAUCCAACAGAAUGCCAGUGCCCUGGACCCCAAAAAGGAGGCAGUGCCUGUGUCCAACUUGGAUAUAGAGAGCAAGUUGUCAGUUCACUAUCAGGCUCCAUGGCACCAACAACACAACAUAUUCCAUUCACGCACCCGACCACCAUGUCUGGAGGAACUGCACAAAAACUCUCAGUUCAGCCUCCGAGCCCUGCGCCGAGACGAAAAACAGAACGAGCCACCCACGAGUCGGGAGAAGAACAAAGUGACUAUCUCUGUCUCAACGGCGCCCCCUAUACCCACCUUCCCCUCACCGCAUUCCAUCAGACGGCAACAGAGAAGUCGGCUGGCACGAGCGCAAGAAAGAGAAGAGCGAGAGCGAGAGUUAGACUAUCAACCUAGUAAGGAGAGGACAGUGAGAGAAACAGAAAUCCAAACCAUUCAAAGAAAAUUUGACUGCUUUUACUCACUUCAUCCAAUUGAGGGAUGCAUCUUCAUUCCGUGGAAUAGAAAGGCUACCUCAACGGGCGAGGGCGACGAGGAUGAGGUGUUAACAGGUCACAAAACAAAGACCUCAGCACAUGCUGUCCCCUCCACCCAGGACAAAGAGACCAAAUGGUCAAAGGAAAAUGUGUCCCACUCCGAUCAGAAGACAACUUCGGAUGAUACUCGUGCAGUCUCUUCCUGUAUCAUCCCCAUCAAUGUAACAGGAGUUGGAUUUGAUAGAGAGGCUAGUGCACGGUGCUCCCUUGUGCAUUCCCAGUCAGUUCUUCAGAGAAGAAGGAAAUUGAGGAGGAGGAAGACCAUCACUGGAAUACCCAAACGAGUACAACAGGACAUGGACUCAGAUGAAUCACCAGUAGCAAGAGAGCGGACAGUAAUUGUCCAUGCCAAUCCGCACCAACUCUCGCUGUGUCACGAAGACUUCUCAAUUAGUGGUCGCCUUCACCACACUCGAGACUCUGGCUGCCAAACAGAUGAUUUCCUCAUAGCAUGCACAGCCGCUCCUUCCAGGAGACGCAUUCGAGCUCAACGAGGCCAUCAGGGAAUACCGGCAUCUCUUUCCCACUCAACAGGCAACAUUUCUUCCCUUGGUGAUCAGUCUGACUCGACAUACACAAGUACCGCAACCCACACUGGACGUUUGCGAUCUCGCAGCCUUCCACGAGAAGGUGGUCGCCUGAUGGAUAGUGAUGAGGACGACGAUGACAAUUACGAUGAUGAUGAUGACGAGGAUGAGGAAUUGUCACCGUAUGAACCAGAGGACUUUAUUCCCCCUGGUCCGAGUCCGAGGCUGAAGAUGAUGAUGAUGAAGGAUGAAGAGGAGAGCACAGAUGACCAGGCAGCUCCCGAGCCAUUGCAACUUGGAAGUUUAAAACGGUUGCAACGAUCUGGGGAAAGAGAUCGGGGAGGAGGGAGCCCAGAACAUUGCUGGAUGGAGAGAGGCCGGUCUCGCUUGCCCCGCAAAGCUGACAUGGGCAGCUGCGAGAUCUCUUCAAGUUCUGAUACGUUUAGUAGCCCGAUUCACUCCGUGUCCACAACAGGAGUCCUGAGUAGCCAUGUAGACCCCAAGGAAGACCAUCAGUCAUCCAGUGGCAAUUGGAGUGGAUCCAGUUCUACCUGCCCAUCCCAAACCUCCGAAACCAUCCCCCCACCUUCUUCUCCACCACUUACAGGCUCGUCUCACUGUGACUCAGAGCUGUCACUCAACACCGUACCCAAUGCCAUGGAUGAGGGCUUUUCCCUGGAUCCCUCAUACCAUUCUGAAUUGAGACCUCAAGGACCAGGCCACAGGUCAAGCUCAUUCACAUCCUCAGCAACAGAUCAGCUGGAUGAUGCAGGGGUCAGUACAGCUAGCGAGGGGGAAUGGGCAUAUCCUCCAGACCAGGACCAGCUUGACCCAGACCAAUACCAUGACCACACCCAAAACGUAUGUCCAAGCCAAGACUACAGCUCCAAACAAGCGCGAGAACAAACAUGUUUCAGUGAAAAGACCAACAUUGCUGACAAAGACACUGGCUCUCAUUGCUCAUCCGAUGCAGAGGCUUUGUGUACAUCUGAGCAAUUUGGGAAGAGUAAUAAGAGUUGCGGAUACUACAUUUAUAACUAUGCAGACCAAGGGACUGAUUGUGGUCAAUCCAACAUUGUCGCACCACCUCCCAUUUCCCCAGUUUCCCCAGUUUACUCCCCAGCCUCGUCUGAGUACAAAAGAGGCACUAUGACGCUCGGGAGGCCCUGUCGCCCACUGAGGAAACCCAAACUGAAACCUCCUCCACCUAUGCGAACUUCCUCCCUGAAAGAGCCUAGUAGUAGUGUUGACGUAGGAACGGACACACAAGCAGAUCAAGACCAACCAAAGAUGGUUAGUGAACAAGACCUGACGUUGUCUUCCACAGAUAUGAAGUUGGAACUAGAACUGGUAGGCAUUCCGGAACCAUUGGAGACGUCUUGUCUUGUGGCAGAGCCUAUGGGAACAUGGGUAAUGGGACUAGGAGAAAGCGUAGACAUAGUAGAACCCAUGUCCUUUAGCUCAGCAGAUACACACUCGUUUAAAGACGAAGGAGCUGUGCAAUCAGACUAUGCAGACCUCUGGCUACACAAUACUGAGGUAAAGUCCAACACUUGUGAGUACAAAUCCCUGUCAAACUCAAGCACGGCGACAGGCACAACUGUUAUGGAUUGUGUCAAGUCACCAGACAGCUCGUCCUCCUCUGACACGCAAUCCCAGACUCUUUCCCAGUCUUCUGAGACGAGAGCUGCUAGUCCACCCCAGCCGCCUGGAGACUUUAAACUUGGGUCACCCGAGAAGUUGGCUGGUUUGGCAUCACCAUCCAGCGGUUAUUCAAGUCAAUCAGAAACACCAACUUCUACUUUGCCCUCAACUUCAGCAGCAUUCUUUCCAGGCCCACUGUCCCCCUCCACCGGCAAAAGAAAGCCCAGAGUGCCAGAGAGAAAGUCUUCUCUUUCAUCCUUGCAACAUCUACCGAGAGACGGAACUUCUAUAGCGUCUGCUUACAAGAGAGACCCAGACUUCCCACCGCCACCUUCUCAGCUUGAUCUUAAUAUUCUUCACAGUGGCUAUGUCAGACAUACGCUGUCGCACAGAACACAACACCUGCACACACUUCACCACAGCAAACACAGAGUCGUAAAUGUUAUUCCCACAGGAACAAAGACGUCGGUCCAUGAGGCAUUAACGAGCAACCCCCCACCAUGCGCAAACGCCACCGCUUUGAUUCCAAACGCAAAUAUGUUGGCCAUAACGCCAUCAAUUCUACGUUCGGUGCACCUCCACUCUGUCAGCAAAUCGAGUAAUACUGUGACCAGCUCAGACCUGGAAUCUGCAAGUGGACCAGCAACUGUUGCCAAACCCAAAUGUCCUAGCGGGGCGACUCUAGCCCCGCCCCCAAUCAACACCAGGCCGCUCCCUCCUCGUAGACCGCCCCCGAGACCUCCAACUCAGGACCACACCUCCUCCCCUGAUCACUCUCAACCACCCCCCCCUGGUCGUCACCCUGACGGGCCUCCUUCUUACGAAAGCCUACUACUUAGACAAGAUCGAUACGGGCCUGGAACCUUCUGGUCGAUGACAGCGUUCAGGACUCGUUUGGACCCAUUUUCAGAACUCUCAGAUGACAGUUCGCCUUUGCAUCGGCCAGUGCCACGUGCCCCUCACCCUUCACCGGUGGAUCUACACACACAUAUCCGCUCACACACAGAAUUUAGAGGGCUCACACAUUCAGCUCGCGCGCACCCAGAGUUUCGGAUCUUGGGAGAGUGUUCUUUUUCCCAAGAUGAUGAUGAAGAUGAUGAGGAAGAAGAAGAACAAGUAAAAGAAUCCCAGAGGGCCACAUGUCACAGGGUGGGCAUGCGAAUAGAUCACCCUCCCCCUCCAGCCUACGAGUUUGCAGGAGGAUCCCACCUGGACUCAGGGCCCUGGACUAGUCCAGUCAAAGUGCCUGGUACCACAGUGGAGACAUCGCAUCCUUACCUAAUCAGCGAUGCCAGGAGGAUAAGACAAGUGGUGCAGGAAGAAGAGGAAGAGACAUCAGGUGCUACCAGAAGUGCCCAUCACCUGCUGCCACAAGAAAAUAAAGAUGACUCCACCACUCCUGACACAGAAGACUAUUUCAGUAAAGGUAUGCUUGUGUAAUGUGAAACAACGGGAAGGAUCAGACAUCAAUUUUGUGCGCUAUACAUUUUUUCUGUCGCAGAUUCCACACCUACUGACAACUCACUUUCCCCUUUGACGGAUGACGCCAAAGUUGAUGACGAUAUUAUGACAUCACCCAACAAGUCCAGAACAACCGAAGAUCUGUUUGCCAUGAUACACAGAUCCAAGAGAAAGGUCCUGGGCCGCAAAGAUUCGGGAGACUUGAACGUGAAGUCUCGUCUCUGCCCGGCAGCACCGGUGAAUCCGAACAGUGUCACCAAUGCCAUUAUGCCACCGCCCCCUCCGCUCAACACCCCGGCCACCGUAGCCACUGCAUCCGGGUCGCAACGCGUCCCUGUUCCAAUCUACCGCAGCGCCAAAAAAUCCAGUACAUCCAAUGAAGAGUUUAAACUAUUGUUGCUGAAGAAAGGCAGCAGAUCUGAUUCUAGUUACCGCAUGUCAGCCACAGAAAUUCUGAAGAGCCCUAUAACUCCAAAGAGCCACGGGGAAUCCAUCUUGGAAGGUUCUAUGAGUCAAACUGAAGAGAACCUCCCAAUGCAUCAGGAGCCACCGCUUUCCAACUCGGACCCUAUCCAGAUACCAGGCCUCUUUCCCAGGGCCAACUCUGAGAGCUUCACCCCCAAAAUACUGCCUAUGACCGCUGCAUCUCGACAGGGACGUUCUCGGGUUCCACCAGUAGCCAACAGUAGUCGCUAUAGUACUCGUAGCCGCCUCUACACUGCUCCCAUGCAAGCCAUUUCUGAAGGGGAGACAGAGAACUCAGAUGGAAGUCCCCAUGAUGACAGAUCUUCAUAGAAUUAGUUGACAGAUUUUUUUUUCAAAUGGCCCCUUCCUACUUUUAUAAUAUUGGGUGUCUCUUGAUGCCUUUGGUCUAAUGCACCCCAAAAUCUGACUGUUGCUAAAAUGUGCCCAGUAUUAGGAACUGCAAUGGAACUGUUGCGUUUCAGAUGUUCUAAGAAACUGAAUGACAGAGUCAUUAAAACAAUGUUUACCUUAAAACUAUAGGAAAAAGAAUAAAUCCCUCAUAGAUAAAAUAUCUAUUUUGAUUGAACUGUCUUUUUAUACACGUAAAAAGAAUACGAAAUGAAGUUGCAAAAGAAAGAUAAGGCGACAUUUUGUGAAAGGACUGCAUGUACAAGCACAUGCAAGACUCACUGAUAUUUGUACUUCCUGUCUUGUUUGGUGUGGGUGUGUGUGCUGUUGAGGAACUGCUUUCUUUUGAAAUGAAAAAUUCAUACAAAUUGUACCAUUCUUGCAACUGUUGCUGCCCAAAGCAGAAACCAGACUUUGCAUUGUAAACAAGCAGCAAGGUUUAUCUUGCGCGUAGGUUACAAAAUGCUCCCAACUUGAGUUUUUGAUGAUUUCCAUCAGCACACCAGGGAGCAUACCAUAAAACGACCUCAUAUUUCUUAACAGAAAUAAUCUUAUAAAAUUUAAUAUGAUGCAUGGAUUUUUGUAAAAUUUAUCCAAACUUAUGCUGAAGUUUCAUCAUGUUGCAUGACCAGAAUGGAAACAUCCCCUAGAUUCUCAACUGUCAACAUUUUUUGUGGUUCCUUCGUAUCAUAUGGAAAAUUAUCCUGCGAAAGAUUUUAGUGACUGAUUGAUUUGUAACACAUUUCCAUUGACCCAAAUAAUUUUUUUCUGGGAUUCUAAGGAGCAAGGGGCCCAUUGCUAUAAUAGACGAGGGGUCCAUUUGUGGAAGACUUUGGGACAAUCGCAGUGGCCUUUCUUUGCUAGAUUUGCUUGUGUUUAGUGUGACCCUACAUGGACCCAGGCCAGAAUCAUAUUUUGAACGAACCGUGUCAUGCUGUUCUAACUUGAAGUAGAAAAUAGGGCGUUUUUAAAACGCACCAUUCAGCGCAAAUGGUGAAAAUGCUUUAGAGGGUCCAAAAUCGGGUUGACCAGAGAGUCAUUCGCAAAGCUUUCCAAUAACCGACACCUCUCUUUUGCACUUGAUGAUUCUUCAAGAAUAGUCAUAAGAAGUUAUAUCUUAUAAUGAAAUUCCAUAUGUAUAUUUGUAUUGAAUAUAAAGUCAUAUCUAUGUAACACGAGAAGACAUUUUUUAACAAGAGUGUAGCAAAGAAGAACAGGUCUCACUGACAACAUGACAUACAAGUCUUAAGAAUGAACACUGUUCUCUCCUAGUUGCCUAUCCUUCAUUUGCACUGACCCAGUAGCACCAGACAGGUGAGAGCUCAACCCAGUGACUAGUGUGCACCAUUUUGUCUAACCUGACAAAUAUUCUUGCCCAAUAUACACUGCCCAAAUUUUAAAAUCAAUUCUUUGGCUGUGGCCUUUGGACUCCAUUUCAUUUUAAGGUUACCUUCCUAUAGUACAUCAGUGCAUUUAUUGGAUCUCCUUGAGCAGCGCCUCCUCCAGCAGUCACUCUUCAAAAGUGUGUUUUGCAUAGCCUUUCUCUACCAGGUCUUGGUACAAAUUCCCAAAAGAGCCACAUUUGUUUCUGUAAGGGCAAACGUUGUCAGGCUCACUGACUGCUUGCACCCAAAAUGAGAUGGGUCUUGUCACUUUGCCCUCACUAACGUGGUUUUGAAAAUGUGACAUUUUAAAACCUUGGUAUCACUUGAAACCUGUAAUUGGGCCAUGCCUAUUGUCAGCAUCAUGCACAGUUUGCACAUUUACCUGAACUUAUAUAGACAAUUAAAAUAUAUUGCACAUUAAAGUAAAAUGAAAUUGCACCUAAAAGAUUAAAUGCAAAUGUAUUCACUUCAAAGUUAAAUACAACUAAACUGUACUUGGGCAGUAAUUCUUUCACCUACCACUAGAGGGAGCCCACAUUCCAAUACACGCUGCGAAUCACUUGAACUUGAGUGUUAGCAGAGGAAAAAAGGACCAUCAGUUAACAGCUUGAACUCUCCCCUGCCUGUCACAGCAAACAUUACUCACAUUCAGAGACCGCACUUCAAUAGGAACCAUUCACUGUAUUCUGUGAAUACCUCAACAAACAUAUUGUUUUACUGCAAAUGCAAGAUAGAUAGAUAGAUAGAUAGAUAGAUAGAUAGAUAGAUAGAUAGAUAGAUAGAUAGAUAGAUAGAUAGAUAGAUAGAUAGAUAGAUAGAUAGAUAGAUAGAUAGAUAGAUAGAUAGAUAGAUACUCAGCGAACCCGAACUGCAGAACUGACACUGUGUAACUUGGAGUGAGUAAAAAAAGCUGUGAAUUGCGCAUACGAAUUUCACAUUCAUGACACCCACAUGGCUUCAUGGCACUCGUUCCUGACCAUUGUUUUUAUUUGUCGUGUUUUCUAUCGCAUGCAAUAAGACACAAAUGACGAAAGAUAUAAAAGACACCACCAUAUGAUUAUUUUUAUCUGAGGGAUGUCUCCAGAUGAGAAAAUAAUUUGUAUUUUCUGUUCUAAUGUCAAGUUCAAUAGUGUGUUCAAUAGAUGUACAAACUGUCUGGCUAAUUCUGUUCUGUAUAGUUGUGAUCACGACAGGGGUUUAUCUUGUACUGUAUAUCUUACUCACUGGACAAUCAUAUGUUUAAGAGACUGAAAAGAAAAUGAUCGUAUAUAGGAAAAUCGAGACACUUGUGGUGCUGGGUCCUAGUCUUGCUUGAGCUGCAAAAGUUGGCGUGAGAGAUAUUUUUAUUUUCAAUUGGAAAAGAAAAGCUUGAAAAUAAUGGCGAUAAAAGGCUCAAAAGUGACUUGCAAAACAGUCAUUCUAAUUUUGUUAUUUUUGAGACUACUAAUAUUAUACACAAUGGAUGUGAAUGGGUUAUCUCUGCCACUUGAAGAAUGCUAUGUGAAAAGUCUAUUUUAAAAUUGGGGGGGAAAACAAAAACAAACAAACAAACAAACAAAAAAAACACUGAACGUGUUGAAGAUCUGUCUGGUGUGUUUGUUUUUCCAUACUGUACCCGUCAUUUAGUGACACAAUUUGUAUUAUUUCUGAUUUCAGUGGAUAAAUGACUAACACUAUUGGCCGACUAGGACAAUGUGUGCGGUUGACAUUUAAAAUAAAUUUUAGCUGUCAUAUACAAAACUAUUAAACCUCAAUUUACUUGCAAGAACAACAAAACAAGGUUCUUAAAUUCAUGACUACUUUGUUCCAAGUGUUUCAAUGUUUGCAUACAAUUUUGAGAUGUGACGGACACUGGACAUUUUUUUUAUCAAAGGUGUACAGUAUGGAAUAGCACUAAACAGAGUUGAAAAUUUUCAAAUAUAUGUGAGAAAAUACGCAAGCAUAACUGUCUAUUUAAAAGAAGCUCCAAGUUUAAAGGUAGCUAGGACAUUACAGAUUUGAAUCAUUUUUGUAUUUUUGUAUAAACUUGUAAAUACAUUUUUAAAAGAAAACAAUGUUGAAAUUCUCUCUUUUGUAAAAUAACCAAAUAAAAGAAUGAAAACAAA